This is a messenger RNA of Haliotis rufescens (red abalone), 1021 nucleotides long. RefSeq lists its product as uncharacterized. The record is from RefSeq and is a predicted model, not a curated record. The coding region runs from base 320 to 688 and encodes 122 amino acids. NCBI's taxonomy places the organism in Eukaryota, Metazoa, Mollusca, Gastropoda, Lepetellida, Haliotidae. The transcript is spliced from 5 exons.
CAAGCUAACUUGGGGACUGGGCACCUGAUUAUUUGAUGACGGGGUUGAAACAGGAAGGCUAUUGUGUAUCGUUGAGAUCUGAUCAAUUUUCCUAUUCUAAGUAGUCUGUGAGUUUGUGUGUGUGCGGGUGUAGCAGUCUUGUGGGCGGAGAGCUACAUAAAGUCCGGGCAACAUCGGUAUCGGUCCUUACAAGCCAAGCAGGGGAGAGAUAACACGCCUACAGCAAGCAGAACAUCACAAACUCCCCUCUGUAUCUCUGCCGCUGUAGAUUAUUGCUAACAUAUCAACCCAUUUCUGUGGAACUUAGAAGCAAUCAGCCAUGAUGUGUCACGGCGCGUCCUAUGAGAGAGUGAUGGUUGUCCUCGGCUUGGUCCUCGUUGCCGUGUCCUGUGUCGCACAGUCUAGGAAAAUAGACUGCACGCGGUUCGUAUUUGCCCCCCGGUGCCGCGGUGUUGCCGCCAAGCGAGCCCAGGCAGCUAUCAUGGACGCCGCCGACAGUGACGACUUGUCAACGUUAAACAAAGAGCCGUCACUAGUGGACAACGACUGGAACACCGACGACACCGACUCCUACCAGAGACUGCGGUUCCUGGCUGCGAAGCUGGGUCUCCGUCCCGUCAACGUUGACAACACGGCAGAACAAGACCUAUGGGAAAGACUGAUGGCAUCUCGAACAAUGCGUCAUUGAGUCACGUGACCUCUGACGUCAUCAUCCUGUCGCCCGGAUGCAAAAUGUAAGGCUGCAUAACACCAUUCCUUCCUCCUGGAUUAGACGUUUACCGCCCAUGGUCUGCCGCUGAGAGAGAGAGCGAGAGAUGAUUGCCGACAUACGCCCUUGACGGACAUUUUCAAAAAUAAAUGUUUCUUUUCAGAAAUUGCACGUUAAAACUUUGAUAUUCGUAUAGGUCGAGAGUGAACACACAAUAGUUGUCAGAGUGCUGUCUGGGUACCGUGUCUUUGACUUUGUUACUGAUGUUGAAACGACACUUCAUGGAAUAAACUUCAUGUUUUCACAAAAAAA